This is a messenger RNA of Drosophila rhopaloa, 1195 nucleotides long. RefSeq names its product palmitoyl-protein thioesterase 1 (gene Ppt1). The record is from RefSeq and is a predicted model, not a curated record. Gene Ontology annotation, cellular component: lysosome. Bases 94 to 1014 code for a protein of 306 amino acids. Gene Ontology annotation, molecular function: palmitoyl-(protein) hydrolase activity. The transcript is spliced from 4 exons. NCBI's taxonomy places the organism in Eukaryota, Metazoa, Arthropoda, Insecta, Diptera, Drosophilidae. Gene Ontology annotation, biological process: receptor-mediated endocytosis; protein depalmitoylation.
CCCUAAUUAUAUUACUCAGCCGUUGCUUUUCCACAGUCUUUCUUUGUUUUUGCUAUCGAGCAGUCCAUUAAAUGUUUCCAAAUAGCUAUUAAAAUGUGCCGCAUUAUUCUGGUGCUUCUGCUGAUCGUGAUCCUGAUCAUAGGCUAUGUCUGGUGGAAACCCACGGCCGGGGGCACCAAUCCGGAAGUCCUGCCCGUCGUCCUGUGGCACGGAAUGGGCGACACUUGCUGUGCGCCCUUCAGCUUGGGCGGCAUUAUGGACUUGAUCGUGGAGGAGACCAAGGGCGGCUACGUGCGCUCCAUGGAGAUCGGGGGUAAUAUCUUGCUGGACUUCCAGAGCGGCUUCUUCCUCCAUCCCAACGAGCAGGUGGAGUACGUAUGCAAGCAGCUCCUGCAGGACGAGCGCCUGGCCAAGGGGUACAACGCCAUCGGAUUCUCGCAGGGCGGCCAGUUCCUGCGGGCGGUGGCCCAGCGGUGUCCCACUCCGCCGAUGAGGACCCUCGUCACCCUCGGCGGCCAGCACCAGGGCGUCUUCGGGCUGCCCAUGUGCCCCACGCUCUCCGAGAGUACCUGCGACUACAUCAGCAGGCUCCUCAACUCGGCCGUCUACUCAGAUGAGGUGCAACGUAAUUUGGUGCAGGCCACUUACUGGCACGAUCCGCUGAUGGAGAACCAUUACCGCCUGGGCAGUACAUUUCUAGCGGAUAUCAACAAUGAACUAUACCUCAACGAGUUCUACAUAGAGAAUCUCCAUAAACUAAAAAAAUUUGUAAUGGUGAAGUUCCUGAACGACACGAUUGUGCAGCCGAAGGAGUCUCAGUGGUUCCAAUUUUACACCAGCGGACAGGACAAAGUCAUCCAGCCUUUUAAAGAGAGCAAAACCUAUCAGGAUCUGCGCUUGAAGAAAAUGGAAGACGAAGGAAAACUCGUCUUCCUCGGCGUUGAAGGUGAUCACUUGGCCAUAUCCAAGGCUUGGUUUAUCAAAAACAUAGUGCCUCUCCUACUCGAAAAUUAGGAUGGUCUCAAAUAAAAACGAAACAUGUGAUAGAGAAGAAUUUGACAAAGGAGAGCUUCUACCUUCGAUCGGGACAUAAUGUUCCAGACUUUAGCUCAUAAUGUGCCCAUGUUUUGAUAUAAUAUAUACUUUUAUACAUGUUUAAUUAGAUUUUUAAUAAAUUCAGUUGGGACAUAUAAAA